Messenger RNA from Scaptodrosophila lebanonensis, 1008 nucleotides. It is a transcript of the gene Or23a, whose product is annotated as odorant receptor 23a. Bases 1 to 1008 code for a protein of 335 amino acids. Gene Ontology annotation, cellular component: plasma membrane. NCBI's taxonomy places the organism in Eukaryota, Metazoa, Arthropoda, Insecta, Diptera, Drosophilidae. Gene Ontology annotation, molecular function: odorant binding; olfactory receptor activity. Gene Ontology annotation, biological process: sensory perception of smell; detection of chemical stimulus involved in sensory perception of smell. The transcript has 2 exons. The record is from RefSeq and is a predicted model, not a curated record.
AUGCUCUUCACCGUCGGGUUUCCCACAGUCCUGGGUAUGGUUAUGUUCAGCUUUGAUACGCCGCUCGAGAAUGCUACCAACUUCUACAUAAGUGUCACCUCAUUGGCAACCUCAUUGAAGUUUGGUCUCUAUGCUUACCAGCUACACAAGCUGUUCGAAAUCGAGUCGAUUUUUAGAGAAUUGGAUAGCCGCAUAGUUGAGGAACAAAAACCCUUUGCCGAGAUGAUGCACAAGCGCAUGCGUCUCGUGACCAACAUAUUCAAAGGGAUCUACAGCAGCAUUUUAAUAAACUCGGAACUGUCGUUCCUGUUUCGUGGCGAACGGACACUGCCGUUUCCUGCCUGGUUUCCACUCGACUGGAGCGAAUCGCUGAUCAAUUACAGCCUAGCUCUGCUAUAUCAGCUGGGCGCCAUAUUUGUGCAAAUAGGACAGAAUUUUGUGGAUGACUUGUUCCCACCUCUGGUGCUCUGCCUGAUUGCCGGUCAUUGCGAGUUGCUGAUUAUACGUGUCUCUAGCAUAGGCUAUACGAAAGCUGAUCAUGCCGAUAAUGAUGCGGAGCUAGUAAGGUGCAUAGAGGAUCAGGAGAAGCUUUACAAAUUACUGCUGCUUUCCAUGGAUAUAAUUUCGCUGCCCAUGCUGGUGCAAUUCAUUGUGACUGGCGUGGAUAUGGCAGCCGUUAUGUUUGCCUUGGUUUUUUUUGUGGAGGACCUUUCGGGUCGUCUCUACCACAUUUCCCUCUUAUUCGCGCUCCUUUGUCAAACCUUUCCCAUUUGCUUCUUCGGAACUAAUUUAGAGCAUUGCUUUAAGCGUUUGCACUAUGCUAGCUUCUGCAGCAAUUGGGUUUAUCAGAGUCGUGUUUAUCGCAAGAAUGUGAUUCUCUUUGCAGAGCGGACAAAACGGCAUCCGCGACUAUUGGCCGGAGGCAUGGUUCCCAUUGAACUGUCCACUUUUGUGGCAAGUUGUAAAGCCGCCUACUCGUUCUUUACUUUGAUUGGGGAUUUUAGCUAA